CUUAGUAAUAUUUAUUAGUUUUAAAUUCAAGGAAAAAUUAGAGCAGAAAAAUAACAAUUUGUAGAAUUUUGAAAUAAACGAACAAAUUUCGUUAUAUCAUCUCAACAUUACAGUUUUUUUAACCUUUUGUUCUUUAAACAAAUUUUUAAAAAUUAACUUAAGUUACUUAAAGUUAGCGAGAAGUAUUUAAUUGUUCUUGAAUUUUAUAAAUACUGCCGAAGCUAAUUAUUUAAUUUGUAGUUAUUAUGGAUCUUUUGGGGUCAAUCAUGAAUUCAAUGGACAAACCUCCUACAAUUGACACAAAAGAAAAAUUACGACAAAAAAAGGCCCAAGAAGCAUUUUUAAAACAGCAGAACAAAGAAAAAGCUCGAAUUUUACAAUUUCGUCAUGAAACUGAGAUAAAAGUUACUGCAUUUGCCCAAGAUGAUUAUCAAACCAGAUUGAAAUUUCCUACUUUAGAUAAAGUUCUUCGAAAUAUUGUGCAUGAAAUUUCUGAAGAUGCUGGUAUGUUAGCAUACUCAUUUGGAGAAGAAGAAGUUGAUCGGUAUAUCAUGAUAUUUAAAAAAGAAUCUCCUCCUUGUGAAGAUGAAUUAAAUGCUCUGAGAAAUGGACAAGAGUGGAAUGAAGAAAUUGCCAAAAGACUUGCAGCACAAAGAGAACAAGAAAAAAUUGAUGAAAUGCUAGAUGAACAGAAGCGUAUGAUGCAAAAACGAACAAAUCAAGAUAAACCUAAAUAUAAUUAUAAAGAAAAGUAUCAGCACUUAGUUGGUUUAGAAGCAGCAGAACAAGCUGCAAAAAAGACAGAGACUAAUAAAACCUAUGGUUUUGUUCCAAGUGAAAAUAAAAAGGAUUUAAGAUCUAUUGAACAAACACUGGCUGACAUACGCGAAAAAAAACGUUUGAAAUCAGAUAAUGGAGAUGUCAAGAAUCAAGCAAAAUAAAAACGAGAUUCAGACAGAUGAAAACGAGUAUUUUUGUUAGACAAUUUUUCGAUAGAUAUUGAUACUUAAUCAUUUAGUUUAUUAAGUAUUGUUAUUCA
Molecule: messenger RNA, 1039 nt
Organism: Daktulosphaira vitifoliae (grape phylloxera)
Lineage: Eukaryota; Metazoa; Arthropoda; Insecta; Hemiptera; Phylloxeridae
Product: sperm-associated antigen 7
Exons: 6
Coding region: 246-941 (231 amino acids)
Molecular function (GO): nucleic acid binding
Source: RefSeq, a predicted model, not a curated record